AUGGUCCACAGAGCAAGAGUCAUCGACAUCCUUACUAACGAACUGAAACUACUUGGGCCAAUACUCAACUUCAUAAAUAAUUUCUUAAAAGAAAGACUUAUGCAAGUAAGAGUUAUCAACUUUUUAUCUAAUCCCAGAACAAUUAAUAAUGGUCUCCCGCAAGGCUCGGUAAUAAGCGUUCUCCUAUUCCUAAUAGCCGUCAAUGAAGUAGUCAAGUGUAUAUCAGACCCGUCUCACGCUCAUCUUUUCGCUGACGAUCUACCCUGUUGA
Cotesia congregata is the source of this 270-nucleotide messenger RNA. Lineage: Eukaryota; Metazoa; Arthropoda; Insecta; Hymenoptera; Braconidae. The record is from the annotation of a GenBank genome assembly.